GUGGAGAGGAUCAGGGAAGAUUCAGAGAGCUGUGAAGGUGACAGGUUUCAGCUCGGAGAUUGAUGAGGAUGAACCAGGCUGUGAGGCUGCCACUCUCCCUGAUGCUCAGUCUCUCGGUUUCUGUGGGACUGGGCACAGCGCUCAGCAGACACAAAGACGCAGGGCUGUCGUGGAGACGUCCAUCGAUUCGAGAUGUCCCAACUGUGUUCCUGCGGGAUAUUGGGGACUCCUUCCUGCUGUAUGAGUUCCUUGCUGGAGGCCUGAUCAUUGAUGAGAGGAACAUGGUCAGUCUGAUGGACGAGGAGUUAGCCUCAACACGAGCAGCUCCUAUCUUCCUCAACAUCAUGAACACCCAGUUCCCUAAGAACCGGGCUGCCCUCGGGAAAAUGCUGGAGGAGAUUCCAAGCUCGGGAGAGACCUUUGAAAUGGACAUCUUUGAACAAUUACUGCUGGCCUCAGUGUACACGGCACACCGAGGUCACACCAGUGACCAGGCAGACCGGCAGCUCUGGGGAGAUCUCUUCUGCUCACUCAUGGCUCCACUGAUCCGGGAUCUCUCUGGGAAGCGGGUCCGGUGUUGAUCUCUCAGAUCCCAGCCGGUUGUGACCCAGUCACAUACCCUUCCUGAUCAAUCUGGUUUGACCCACUCCAAACAGGACUGAGAGUAAAUAGAGGUUUGCUCUGCUCCCACCGAAUGUCCAGGCUUACUCCUGCCUAAUGAGAGAUAGCACAGCCCGCCUUCACCCGGCUUCAACUCCCACAGAUCGCAGUCUUCACCCUGGACAACUACCAAUCACCUCAAACCCAAACUCCUCACUCCCUCCAGCUCACAGCACAAAAUGUACUUCCACAUCACUCCCUCCCAGAGAGGGAACACUGCCCCAGUGAGGGAACACUCUCCCAGAGGGGGAACACUCUCUCAGUGAGGGAUCACUGUCCCAGUGAGGGAACAAUCUCUCAGUGAGGGAACACUGUCCCAGUGAGGGAACACUGUCCCAGUGAGAGAACAUUCUCCCAGUGAGGGAACAUUCUCUCAGUGAGGGAACACUGUCCCAGUGAGGGAACACUCUCCCAGUGAGGGAACAUUCUCUCAGUGAGGGAACACUGUCCCAGUGAGGGAACACUCUCCCAGUGAGGGAACACUGUCCCAGUGAGGGAACACUGUCCCAGUGAGAGAACAUUCUCCCAGUGAGGGAACACUGUCCCAGUGAGGGAACAUUCUCUCAGUGAGGGAACACUCUCCCAGUGAGGGAACACGUCCCAGCGAGGGAACACUCUCCCAGUUUGGGAACACUCUCCCACUGUGGGAAUACUGUUCCAGUGAGGGAACACUGUUCCAAUGAGGGAGCACUGUCCCAGUGAGGGAACAUUUUCCAGUGAGGGAACACUCUCCCAGUGAGGGAACACUCUCUCAGUGAGGGAACACUGUCCCAGUGAGUGAACACUGUCCCAGUGAGGGAACACUCUUUCAGUGAGGGAACACUGUCCCAGUGAGGGAACACUCUCCCAGUGAGGGAACAUUCUCAGUGAGGGAACACUCUCCCAAUGAGGGAACAUUCUCCCAGUGAGCGAACAUUCUCAGUGAGGGAACACUCUCCCAGUGAGGGAACAUGGUCCCAGUGAGGGAACAUUCUCCCAGUGAGGGAACACACUCCCAGUGAGGGAACAGUCACACAGUGAGGGAACAUUCUCCCAGUGUGGGAACGCUGUCCCAGUGAGGGAACACUCUCUCAGUGAGGGAAUGUUGUCCCAAUGAGGGAACACUGUCCCAGUGAGGGAACACUCUCCCAGUGAGGAAACGCUCUCUCAGUGAGGGUACACUGUCCCAGUGAGGGAACACUCUCAGCAAGGGAACAUUCUCCCAGUGAGGGAACACUCUCCCAAUGAGGGACCACUCUCUCAGUGUGGGAACACUGUCCCAGUGAGGGAACACUGUCCCAGUGAGGGAACACUCUCCCAGUGGGGGAACACCGUCCCAGUGAGGGAACACUCUCCCAGUGAGGGAACACUGUCCCAGUGAGGGAACACUCUCCCAGUGAGUGAACACUGUCUCAGUGAGGGAACACUGUCCCAGUGAUGGAACACUGUCCCAGUGAGGGAACAUUCUCCCAGUGAGGGAACACUCUCUCAGUGAGGGAACACUGCCCCAGUGAUGGAACACUCUCUCAGUGUGGGAACAUUCUCCCAGUGUGGGAACACUCUCCCAGUGAGGGAACACUCUCCCAGUGAGGGAACACUGCCCCAGUGAGGGAACACUCUCCCAGUGAGUGAACACUGUCCCAGUGAGGGAACACUCUCUCAGUGAGGGAACACUGUCCCAAUGAGGGAACACUCUUCCAAUGAGGGAACAUUCUUACAGUGAGGGAACACACUCUCAGUGAGGAAACACUUUCCCAGUGAGGGAACACUCUCCCAGUGAGGGAACAUUCUCCCAGUGAGGAAACACUCUCUCAGUGAGGGAACACUGUCCCAGUGAUGGAACACUCUCUCAGUGUGGGAACAUCCUCCCAGUGUGGGAACACUCUCCCAGUGAGGGAACACUCUCCCAGUGAUGGAACAUUCUCCCAGUGAGGGAACACUGUCCCAGUGAGGGAACAUUCUCCCAGUGAGGGAACAUUCUCCCAGUGAUGGAACACUGUCCCAGUGAUGGAACACUCUCUCAGUGAGUGAACACUGUCCCAGUGAGGGAACACUCUCCCAGUGAGGGAACAUUCUCCCAGUGAUGGAACACUGUCCCAGUGAUGGAACACUCUUUCAGUGAGUGAACACUCUCCCAGUGAGGGAACACUCUCCCAGUGUGUGAACACUGUCCCAGUGAGGGAACACUCUCUCAGUGAGUGAACACUGUCCCAGUGAGGGAACACUCUCCCAGUGUGUGAACACUGUCCCAGUGAGGGAACACUCUCUCAGUGAGGGAGCACUGUCCCAGUGAGGGAACACUCUCCCAGUGAGGGAACAUUCUCACAGUGAGGGAACACUCUCCCAGUCAUGGAACACUCAAACUGCAGUGGGGGGCAGUGUUCCAGUGAGGGAACACUGACACAUUGUUACAAUCCAAUUCUAUAGGCAAUAAUUACUGAUCAUUUCAACUGUACAUUGCUGUCUACAAUAUAUUGUUACUUUUCAUUUCUAGAGUCUAUAAUUACUGUCUACAGUAUAUUGUUACU
This is a messenger RNA of Hemiscyllium ocellatum (epaulette shark), 3167 nucleotides long. Its product is annotated as protein FAM180A-like. The transcript has 3 exons. The coding region runs from base 63 to 581 and encodes 172 amino acids. The record is from RefSeq and is a predicted model, not a curated record. NCBI's taxonomy places the organism in Eukaryota, Metazoa, Chordata, Chondrichthyes, Orectolobiformes, Hemiscylliidae.